This is a messenger RNA of Acaulospora morrowiae, 531 nucleotides long. The record is from the annotation of a GenBank genome assembly. Lineage: Eukaryota; Fungi; Glomeromycota; Glomeromycetes; Diversisporales; Acaulosporaceae.
AUGUUACAUGUGUCCACGUUAAAGCGUAGACUUAAGACACUUAUCACCGAAUUCGAGAGAGCAAGGCACAUAUGGUUCGAACUUAAUGACAAUGGAUUUACCCUUGCCAAUUCUCUUAUUAAAUUAAGAUUACAAGAGCGAAAAGUAGAGUUUCCAACAUGCUUGCUUUCGGAAUUAGAUGCGGAAUUAGAUGAUUCUCUUGAUUCGAUGGAAAAACAUGGAGAAGAGAAUUCAAACGAAAACACCUUCAGCCUGUCACAAUCUUGGCAGCAAGUUCUAGAGAAAAUGGCUUCACAAUAUGCAAAAAUGAAGAUGCAAAUUUUGCAAAUAGAAUUUUUACUUGAAGAAGCCUGCGAAAGUCUGGGCGAUGAAUUUGUGUAUAAUACACCCGUUCCACCAUUUUACGUAAAUCGCGAACAAGCAAUAGUGUUGCUGUCAACCUGGCUAAACCAACCAUACAUCAAUGACGACAAGAUCAAAGAGUUUGAAAGCAUCUGUGAACUUGAACUCGAAUUUGAAGAAAAACAAUGA